Messenger RNA from Fundulus heteroclitus (mummichog), 1910 nucleotides. RefSeq names its product MPV17 mitochondrial inner membrane protein like 2 (gene mpv17l2). Gene Ontology annotation, cellular component: cytoplasm; membrane. NCBI's taxonomy places the organism in Eukaryota, Metazoa, Chordata, Actinopteri, Cyprinodontiformes, Fundulidae. Gene Ontology annotation, biological process: mitochondrial ribosome assembly. The transcript is spliced from 6 exons. The coding region runs from base 223 to 879 and encodes 218 amino acids. The record is from RefSeq and is a predicted model, not a curated record.
GUUUCGGUUCUUCCGGUGAGAACACUGUUUACGUUUAUGUAGUUAACUGUGCGGUUGUGGUACUUUUUGUGUCUGUGUGUAUGAUUUAUUUAGACGUAAGAGGGAGGACUGUGCUUAUUAUCGGCUGUUUAGAGCAAAGGAAGCGGCAUCAUAUCUGUGGAGACACGGAGAGCGACGUAACACCGGCUCAGAUGACAGUGUGGUCUCUGCAUUCUGAACAUCAUGCUUCCCCGGGCGGGUAAAGAGUUUCUGGUCCGCAUUCGGUUCUCCUGGAGGCCUCUGUUCCAGGGCCGGUACCUGCUGCUUACCAACACGCUGAGCGGAGGGGUCAUGCUGUCGCUGGGAGACGUCCUGCAGCAGACCCGGGAGAACCGGCGGGAGCCAGGCCGAGUCCGAGACUGGGGGCGGACAGGCCGAAUGUUUGUGGCCGGCUGCUCCAUGGGUCCGCUGCUGCACUACUGGUACAUGUGGCUGGACCGAGUUUAUGUGGGCAGAGCCCUGAAGACGCUGAGCAAGAAGGUCCUGGUGGAUCAGCUGGUCGCCUCACCGACACUGGGAAUGUGGUAUUUUAUAGGUAUGGAUCUGUUGGAGGGACGCUCUUUAUCCGAAGGAUGGGCGGAGUUCAGAGGAAAGUUCUGGGAAUUUUAUAAGGUGGACUGGUGUGUUUGGCCCGCUGCUCAGGCGAUCAACUUCUACUUCCUGUCACCCAAGUUUCGUGUCGUGUACAUCAAUUUUGUCACGCUAGGGUGGGACACCUACCUCUCAUAUCUUAAACACAGAGAUAAAAGCCAGCAAAGCGACGUGACAUCUGCCAGCAGUUCUGUGGAUUCACAGCAGAAGGAGCUCCCGUCAUCUGAACCUCUGGAGGGAAAAGCUUAGUGUUCUUCAUUAGCUUUGAGGUUAAUCAAAAGCAAAAAAAAACAAAAACAUUUUGCUGUACUCAUAUUAUCUGACUUUUAAUUCCUCCUCUUAAAAAAAUGCUGCUAGACAACGUUUAUCUUUCUGAGGAGCUGUGUGAUUUAAAGUGGAAGUGCAGACGCACUGAUUAAUUAUACCGUCUGUUUCCAGUUUGUUUCUUUGUGUGAAAGAUAAAAUACACACGCUCCCCAUUGGAGCAUUCAGGGACGAAAGCAGUUCCACUGCCCUCAGCUGCUGCACUUUCAAGUGUGAAAUUCCUGUUUCCAGAUGUUGAGACCGUUGAGAGGAAAGCUCACGACGGCAGUUGUUUAAACAAUCGUCGCGUCUCCACUAAAGCUUUAAGCUGAUGCGGUACAUUUCUCUGUGUGCUGUUUUUAGAUGUUUUCAUAGAAAGAUCAGAACUUUUUAUGAAACAUUUUUUUAUACCAACUUAACCGCGUCAACCUGCGUGAACUUUUGCCUUAAUAUGCAGUCCAGUGUUGCACAUUAUUGUGCCAAAUAAUCUCUGCUGACUUUCUUUAUCCCUAAUGAUUCCUGUUGAAUGAUGCAUGAUGGAUCUAUAAGAUGACAAAUAGUUAAAUCAAGUAUAAUAUAGAAAUAUAAACUCUGUAAAGAUAAUCUUGAAUUCUGAGGAACUGAGGGGGGUAUAUAUUUAUUAAUCAGCUUUCAGUUCAACAUCUGAAACAGAAAGUUUCCACAAAUUGAUUUAUCAAUUAUUGUCCUGGCAUAGUUGGAUCAGUUUGAUGAUGGGGGGCUUUAUUUGAUAAAUUAAUAUCUCAAAAAAUGUUUAACCUACUGUGUUCAUGGAGAUUUUUCUCAUUUGUCUUCACAUAAAAUUUUAAAGUGAAAUGCUAAAUGACAGAAGUCUGUAAAGUGAUUGAUUACAGUUUUCAUAUUUUUAGUUUGUAUUUCUUGUCUGUGUUUUUGUGAAUACGGAGAAAAUAUUUAUUAUUGUAAAAAAAAAUUGCUGAAUAAAUAUGAAUGACGAGAAA